AUGAUGCUUUUGUGUUAAGUGAAAGAACAGUCCGACUACAAUGAGCCUAAGGCUAAGGCUAAUUUGAACGUCCGAGAGAACUUCUACGAUGCCGAUGCACCACGACUGUACACGCCACAAUCUGUCGAGAAUACAGGCAGUCAUCAUCACGAUGGUAUGACGUUCGCUGUACUGCCGCAUCCUCUUGCCAGCGGUGGUCAGCCAGCGGCGCCACCACCAUCAUUGCUACUAUCACCGCCACCGUUGGCCGUCUUCUCCUCA
Haemonchus placei is the source of this 261-nucleotide messenger RNA. The record is from the annotation of a GenBank genome assembly. NCBI's taxonomy places the organism in Eukaryota, Metazoa, Nematoda, Chromadorea, Rhabditida, Trichostrongylidae.